CGCAGAACAGUUCUCGGUAUCAUCGCGGAAAAUGUGUGAAUCUCGGGUGCGUGGCUGCUGGGAAAAGGAAAACUAAUGGAAAACUGUGCCAUCCCGAGAAUUGGCACAGUUCCCAUUAUGAUGGUUAUAUAAAAAUCCAUUAGCCAGCCCGACUACACACCAUUUGCAAGCGACCCGAAACUUGUUCGCCUAUCAAGGACACAGAUCUCGUGGAGCUCCGGAGCUCCGUGAGUCACCCAGACAGGCCAGGCCCAUAAAGAGCAGCAUCUUCUGGUGGCAGUAAAAGUGGAGCAGCAAUAAUAGGAAAUGUAAGAAGAAAACGGCAGAAGCCAGCUCGAAAAGUGAAUAAGAAAUUGUCAUGCUUUCAUUGGCAACAAAAGCGUUAUAGCCCAUUCCGAUGGAGUGAAGUGAAGUGCGAAUUGUGACCCCGAAUUCAGAACUUCAAGAUGCAGCUGCUGCUGUGGCUAUGCGUGAUCCUCCUGCUCCUCUGUCACUUUGUCCCCAGCCAAGCUAAUAUUCUGAACACCCUGCUGGGCGUGCCCGCGGAAUGUGUCCACCAGAGCGGCGUUUGGCCCUGCAAGCUGAGCUUCUCCUGCUGGCUGCAAGGCGGCAAGCACGCCAAGGGAUGUGGCAGCAACAAGUGGCUCUUCAGCUGCUGCGUCUCCGAUCCGCAGAGCCAGCACCUGCACCACUCCCCCUCCCCGCUGGCCAAUCUGGUGGACUACGGCCAGCUGAAGCUCAAUCUGAACAGCCUGCCCAAGCGGAUCAUGCUGCGCCGACGUGACGACAACGAGCUCCUCAAUCUCAAGCCCGAAUGUGGAUUACCCCGAACGGCGCAGAACACUUUGCAAAAGCGCAUCAUCGGCGGUAGACCUGCCCAGUUCGCCGAGUACCCGUGGCAGGCGCACAUCCGCAUCGCGGAGUACCAGUGCGGCGGGGUGCUCAUCUCGGCCAACAUGGUGGCCACCGCCGCCCACUGCAUCCAGCAGGCCCAACUGGCGGACAUCACCGUCUACCUGGGGGAACUAGACACCCAGGAUCUGGGCCACAUCCACGAGCCGCUGCCCGUGGAGAAGCACAGCGUGCUCCAGAAGAUCAUCCACCCCCGCUUCAACUUCCGCAUGACCCAGCCGGACCGCUAUGACCUGGCCCUGCUCAAGCUGGCCCAGCCGACGGCCUUCACGGAGCACAUCCUGCCCAUCUGCCUGCCUUCAUAUCCCAUCCGGCUGAUCGGACGGAAGGGACUGAUCGCCGGGUGGGGCAAGACGGAGGCGCACAUGGGCCACGCCGGCACCAACAUGCUCCAGGUGGCCAGUGUUCCCAUCAUCACCACCUUGGACUGCGUCCGCUGGCACGAGAGCAAGCAGAUCAAUGUGGAGAUCAAGGCGGAGAUGUUCUGUGCCGGCCAUUCCGAUGGACAUAUGGAUGCGUGUUUGGGAGACUCUGGAGGUCCUUUGGUGAUCAAGGAACGCGGACGCUUUGUGCUCGUGGGCAUAACCAGUGCGGGCUUUGGCUGCGGAGUAGAUCAUCAGCCAGGCAUCUAUCACAACGUUCAGAAGACUGUGCGGUGGAUCCAGGAAGUGGUGACCCGCAACGAGUUAUAUGCAAACGAGGUGCGAUUAUUCAAUCAAAAACUCGCGCCGCUACGUGAAUUAAGUGAAACACAAUUGCAGAAAUCAGUGACAGCAGCAGCAACCACAAGCGUAAAGUGUAAACACCAACGAAAGUAUUGCAAAAUGCCGCAGCAACUGCUGAUGUUGCUGCUUGCAACUGCCGCUGCAACUGCAAUUGCAACUGCUGCUGCUGCCGCUGGCCACAGCAACUACAAUUCGGUUUACAACGAGGUGAUACCGCCGGAGCUCAAGCAGGCCAUUGAUAAGGAGCUGCCCAAGGAGGCCAAGUUCUUCGAUGAGCUGGACUUGAUACCGCAGUCGUGCCGCUUUCGUGGCCACAAGUUCGAGUGCGGCCUGUCCAUCUCAUGUGUCUUGGGCGGCGGCAAGCCCCUGGAUCUCUGCUCCGGCGGCAUGAUCUGGUCGUGUUGCGUGGACAAAGACCUCGACGCCGAGGAGAGUCCGCAUGCCGCCCCGGUUAACAACACCAGCGACAUAAUACACUUGCAUGACAUUUAUCCCGACCUGGCGACGAAUGCCAACAAGCCGCAGCACCACCUGCACCAAAGCCACCACCACAGUGGCAACGGCCUGUCAGCGGCCCCAUCCACCUCAUCCACGGCUUCCUCCGCCGCACGACCGGCUUACCCCAGCAGCAGCUACUACGGCACCAAGCGACCCACCCUCUACAGCGGUUCCAAUCCCUACAAGCCGGGCGGAUCCAGUGGAGGAUCCAGCCGCCCAUCCUCCUCCUCCAGCCUGAACAGCUGGGAGCACGAGAACGGUGGCCAUCUGGGCUCCGUCAAUGGGAUCACCAACCACCUGGACAGCUUUUUCGAUGCCGAAUCCCCGCAGCAGUUGGACCCGCCUGGAGCACCACCAUCCCAUGAGCCACUGCCCAAUGCCCAGGCCUUUGCGGUGGGCAAUGUCUUGGACUUGAAUGCUGGCGAGGCAGCGGAGGAGUACCAAAGCGGUGGCUACCACGAUGCCAGCUAUCGUCCAGUGCCCGGCUGCGGCGAGGUCUACACCCGAUCCAAUCGCAUUGUGGGUGGCCAUUCCACGGGCUUUGGCUCCCAUCCUUGGCAGGUGGCUUUAAUUAAGAGUGGAUUCCUCACCAGAAAGCUUAGCUGCGGUGGUGCAUUGAUCUCCAAUCGAUGGGUGGUCACGGCAGCCCAUUGUGUGGCCACCACCACCAACUCCAACAUGAAGAUUCGCCUGGGCGAAUGGGAUGUGCGUGGCCAGGAGGAGCGGCUGAACCACGAGGAGUAUGGCAUUGAGAGGAAGGAGGUGCACCCCCACUACAAUCCCGCCGACUUUAAGAACGACGUAGCGCUGAUCCGUUUGGAUAGGAACGUGGUCUAUAAACAGCACAUCAUACCCGUCUGCCUACCACCCUCGACCACCAAAUUAACGGGCAAAAUGGCCACAGUGGCUGGGUGGGGGCGAACCCGACAUGGCCAGAGCACAGUGCCCUCGGUGCUGCAAGAGGUGGAUGUGGAGGUGAUCUCCAAUGAUCGAUGUCAGCGAUGGUUCCGCGCGGCCGGAAGACGAGAGGCCAUCCAUGAUGUCUUCUUGUGCGCCGGCUACAAGGAUGGCGGGCGAGAUUCCUGCCAGGGCGACAGCGGCGGGCCGCUAACGCUGACCAUGGACGGGCGGAAGACCUUGAUCGGGCUCGUGUCCUGGGGCAUCGGCUGUGGGCGGGAGCACCUGCCCGGCGUCUACACCAACAUCCAGCGCUUCGUGCCCUGGAUCAACAAGGUCAUGGCCAAUGACAACGCGUAGGCGCCACUGCAACAACGCAGCACGGAGAUGCAUCCCGUUAGCCAGGCCAUGUGAUUCCUCUACGACUCGGGGUUGCUAGUGUUUAAGACCAAGGUCCUCUGUGGGCCUUGUAUUUAUUUCACCCAUAUUCCAUCUCCCAGGGAUCCCUGCCCUUAACUCACUUCGAUACUAUCGCCCUUCAUUCGUUUCUCAUUGCAUUACACGCAUUCGAUUUAGGCUUUCCAUAUUUAUUAUACACUGCUCGACGAAAGAUUCCUACAUUUGAGAUCCACUUUCAUGUAUGUUUAUAUUUAUAA
Messenger RNA from Drosophila suzukii, 3688 nucleotides. RefSeq names its product serine proteinase stubble. Gene Ontology annotation, molecular function: serine-type endopeptidase activity. NCBI's taxonomy places the organism in Eukaryota, Metazoa, Arthropoda, Insecta, Diptera, Drosophilidae. The record is from RefSeq and is a predicted model, not a curated record. Gene Ontology annotation, biological process: proteolysis.